Molecule: messenger RNA, 1935 nt
Organism: Recurvomyces mirabilis
Lineage: Eukaryota; Fungi; Ascomycota; Dothideomycetes; Mycosphaerellales; Teratosphaeriaceae
Exons: 1
Coding region: 1-1935 (644 amino acids)
Source: RefSeq, a predicted model, not a curated record
AUGGAAUCCUCCACCGAGCUCGGUUCGCUGCAGUCUCGCGCCGAGCAGUUGAUACGGGCGCUCAUUCACAAUGUUACGCCGGACGAGGCCGCCCGGAGAAUUGUCGAGCUUGCGACAACACCACAAGAUAAUCCCGUACGAGAACUGUUUCGCGCAAAUGACAGCCUCGUGCCACAUGCGUCCGGAGACAGUCGACCACCAGAGCCAACCUCACACAGAUCCAAAUUCAGCUUGCGCUUUUCGCGCAAGGACAAAGGCAAAGCCAGCUGCAUUACGCUGUCCUCCGAGAAGGCCACCGGCAGCUACCAGAAUGUCUUCCAAGCAGACGUCAAGCCUGCUGUAAGUCGCGACCUUGAGAUCGUCAAGCAGAACUUGCGGCGUGAAGGCAUUGCACUUAACGCCGCCGCCCAGUCAUUCAAAGGAAGGGCACCUUCAUCAUCUGGCCACUAUAACUGUGUCUUCUGCCAUACGGACUACACAACCAAAGGAACAUGCAAACGCCACAUCGAGGAGAUCCAUGUCGCCAAACGAUAUUUCCGAUGUGUCAUGUGCAGGCAGAACUUUGCCACCGCACCCGAAGCCAGGAAGCACUGCCAAAGCUGUGGUGCGGGAGUACUUGGCUGGACUGUAGAGACACCAGAAGGCCACAGGAUUUACAGCUCGGAGUUUGAGACAUCUAGAUUAUUUUCGACCCAGCAGGCAUAUAUCGUACAUCUGCUGGAGCUGUCAGCACAACCACUCGAAGGACGGCCAUUGCGCAGUUGGCAUAGAAAGUUACGAAAUUUGCUGGAGCAGAGCCACUGUCUUCCCACUGUUCAGAGGUCCAGCACACGCUUGUUCGGCAGCCUGGACGGCUGGUAUAAUGUGCGAUGGGAGCACGAACGAGUGAAGAAGGCUGUCAAGGAACUUGAAAUGGGUAUCCUGGACGUCGACUUGGCACCACAUGACCUGCUCAAGCUCCAUCGAGCGGACGAUUUUGUGAACGAUCUCUUUCGAGACAGAGUUUUGGCAACUACUGUCUCCGCUGAAUCGCCAGCGAGGGACAUAUCCGCGCACGAUGAAAAGGCCACGAUGAAAGUCGAAGAAGAAGAGAUUCUCGACCAAGACGAAGAAGUCUUGCCACAGACUGCACCAACUUCAAAGAGGCCGCUUUCGCUAGAAAGUUCUGCUGUCUUGCCGCAUCGGGUGCCACCAGGUCCUCCGAUGCCACCGCCUCCUAUACCACACGCGACACCUCAACCAAUACAGCAGCCAAGUCGUGGAUCAGCCUAUCAAUACGAACAUGCCCAGCCUCGGCCAUUGCAUCGUGUGCCCAGUGUAGACUCGAAUGCAUACCAUGUUCAACAGAUCGAGCAAGACCAGCGGCCAGCAACACAUCAUGCUCACGAGCCGAAUCCGCACUGGCUAAAUGGGCAGCAACCACCACCUUACGAGAAUGGUGGCCACUUCCAGCAGCAGCCGCCGCAGAUCCAAACACCGUUCACGAACCAGCCGCCACAGAUCCAGACAUCGUUCGCAAACCAUACACCACAGCAGCAGAACUUCAUGUCUCCGACGGGCCGAGGCGGUUACCAGGAUGCCGGCUUUAUGUCUCUAUCCGAGCUCUCGAUGACAUCCGCAAUGACCUCUCCGAUCGUGUACAUGCAAACUCAAGACGAUAACAGCAUGUCACUUUACCAACAGGCGCAGCCGAUGCACAAUUCGCAAAUACAACAACAGCAGAUCCAGCCACAACAGCAAGAUUAUAGAGAGAUGCCCAUCUCACACGACCAGGCGACGAGUGGUAUGAUUGCAUACUCGCCCAUGGCAUUCUCGCCAAUGCACAUGAGCUAUCAUCAGCAUCACGGUCAAGGGAGUGGUACACCGGAUGUGGAGCAUCAGCAGCAAAUGCACCAAUUGCGGCAAACACAGCAGCACAGCUACGGGUCUAUGUAA